UUAGGCCUGAGAAUGCUCCUUAGGAGUGUGAGUAUGCGCUUUACAAAUGUUGCAUUUAUUAUUAGUAAGGACCAACAUAGCCGCAGGAAGAGCAGACGAAUCAAGAGCUCUCGUAUUGAAGGAGGUUUAAAAGUCCACUUUUGCAGGACAGCGCUCCGUCGCAUGCUCCGAUUCCUUUGUUUUGUUUACAAUUUAUUUCAUUGAAAGAGGUUUGUAAACAUCUGUACACAUCAGACUGAGAUGAUUGGAAAUUUGGAAUAGACUUCACUGAUGGUGUUAUAGCACUAGAGACACCAGAGUUGAAAGAGAGGCUCUUGCGUGCAGCUUUCCAGUCAGCUGACAAUCAGUCUGAAAGAACAUAUUAACUGUUAAGUGAAUAAGUGUAAUCAAACUUUAACCCUAGGAAAACAGAAAGAUAUGUCUGUUUUGGAGAGUGAGGUACAGGCCCCAUGUAUUAUCAACAUAAAGAGUGAACUGAUAACUGUAGAGGAAGCACAAGAAGACUUAAGUGCUAAUGUAACGCUGAAAACAGAAUGUUCAUCCUGCUUUGAUUCAUGCAUGACAAAUUGCUCACAAAUCACUCCAAAGAAAUGUGAGAACAGCACUGAUAGAGAGUGCCAUAGCAUAAAAAUCAAACAUUGCUGCCAAUAUGCAACAUAAAAACUGGAAACUUGUUGUUAAAUUAAAGACUGAGAUAGAUUGGCCUGUUCAGUAUGUUAAUGGGGAGCAUAUUAAGACAUGUCAGCAGAACUUCCAAAACGUUACUUAUGAAGUAAAGACAGAGAAUGGUCUACAAGGCAGUGAAAAUUCAGCAGGGCUGCUUGCUUUUGAAGGUCACUCUAGUCAAGAAAUAGGUAUUCCAGCAAAUACAGUACAGAUUGAAGAAUACAGUGAGCACAUGGAAAUGGUGACUGCAGAGGCAGGCAAGAUAAGGUGCAGCAGGAAGUGCAGGGAACAGCACAGAAAGAAGACUCGCUGAUCCCCAGUGGUGGAGAAAAGCGUCAUCAGUGCAGUGUAUGUAAUGCUGCUUUUAGGUUCUUAUCCAGGCUAAAAAUGCACUUGCUGACCCAUAGUGAUGUUAAAACUCACAAGUGCAGCAUAUGUAAAGCUGUCUUCAAACGACCAGACCAUGUGAAGCAGCACAUGCAUGUCCACAGUGAGAGUGACGAGAAACCUCAUCAGUGCAGCGUGUGUAAAGCAGGUUUUAAACGCUCAGACAACUUAAAACAGCACAUGCUAGUUCACAGUGCAUCGCUGAAAGAGCACUUGCUAACUCCUAGUGGUAGUGAAAAGCGUCAUAAGUGCAGUGUCUGUAAAGCUUCUUUCACUUACCCAUCCUAUUUGAAAAUCCACAUGCAAAUCCACAGCGGUAUAAGACCUCACCAGUGCAGCGUGUGUGGAUCUUCUUUCAGAUACUUAAGUGCCUUAAAAGAGCAUGUGCUGAUCCACAGUGGUGAGAAACCUCACCAGUGCAGUGUUUGUCAGGCUGCUUUCAGGUGCUCAUCCAACUUAAGAAGGCACAUGGUGAUCCAUAGUGAUGUCAGGCCUCACCAAUGCAGCUUGUGUGAGGCUGCUUUUAAAGAAUUGCCCACAUUAAAACGCCACAUGCUAGUUCACAGUGACAGCGAUGUGAAACCGCAUCAGUGCAGUGAGUGUGAUGCUGCUUUUAGGUGCUCAUCUGAUCUAAAAAAGCAUAUGAUGGUCCACAGUGAUGUUAGGCCUCACGAGUGCAGUGUGUGUGAUGCUGCUUUUAGACACUUGUACAAUUUAAAAAAACACAUGAUGAUGCACAGUGACAUUAGACCUCACCAAUGUAUUGUAUGUAAUGCUACUUUUAGGCGCCCAGCCAAUUUGAUCAAGCACAUGCGGGUCCACAACAAGAGUGAUGUGAAACCUCAUCAGUGCAGUGUGUGUGAAGCCUCUUUUAGAUCCUUAUCUGAUUUACGAAAGCAUAUGUUGAGCCACAGCGAUAUUAAGCCUCAUCAUUGCAGUUUGUGUAACUCUGCUUUUAAACACUCCUACAAUUUAAAACGACACCUGCUGAUCCACAGUGAGAGUAAUGUCAAACCUCACCAGUGCAAUGUGUGUAAAGCAGCUUUUAGGUUUUCGUCCAAAUUAAAAGCACACAUGCUGACCCACAGUGAUGUGAAACUUCACCAGUGCAGCAUAUGCAAAGCUGUCUUCAAAAGGUCAGAUCAUGUGAAACAGCACAUGCAUGUCCACAGCGAGAGUAACGAGAAACCUCAUCAGUGCAGUGUGUGUAAAGCUGGUUUUAAGCGCUCAGACAAUUUAAAACAGCACAUGUUAGUCCACAGUAAUGUUUAAACUCCACCAAUGCAGUAUGCUUACUGCUCACUGUUGCACAGAAGUAUCUCAAGUUUAUUUACAGAUAAAUUCUGCCUUCCAGCGCAUUGAAUAUGAGGAAUGACACAAAAUUAACUGGCUUUGCCGCUACUUUACCUAAUGGGCUGACUCUUGUUGACUGCCCAAGAGGAAGAUGACACCAGACUUGGGAGACUGAUUUGCAACAAUAUGGACUCCUACUAUAGACAGGAGAUUGAUAAAUUUGUUGUAUGGUGUGAUGAUAAUUAUUUAAGAGUUGAAUGUUUAGAAAACUGAAAGAAACGAUUGUAUAUCUUAUGAAGGACAGGGUUAUUUUUGAUGAAAUACUUAUUAAAGGAGAAGUAAGAAGAGUGGAGAGUUUCAAAUAUUUAGACAUGACUGUUGAUGAUCAAGUUGGAAAGCUCAUGUAAAUAAAGUUAGGAAAGUGCAUAGAUGCCUUAAAUCUUUUUAGUAUUGAGAGGUAAAGCUAUUAAUGGCUUCGGCCUUUUAUUAUUCUACCAUUUCAAAUGGCAUAUUUGUUGACAUUGAGGCCUCACCAGUGUAUCAUGUAGCCGCCCGGUGGCGCAAUGGUUAGCGCCUGUCACCAAUACAGUGAAGGUUGACUGUCCUGGGUUCAGCUGUCAUCUUGGGCACACUAUUCUUUCUCUGCAUUACAUGGUUUACAUCUGUUUACAUGGUUGGCUGCCUUGCCAUGAUAUAGCCUUAGCUGCUGGCUUGGUGUAAAACACCAAUUGCCCCCUCACUCUUCAGGUCUAGCAUGUAGUUUUAUUGCAAAAUUGCUAUGAGGUAUCUCAUCCGCAUUCUGACAUUCAGCUGUCUAGUUGGUUGCUAUUGUUCUCCAUUCAUAAUAUCUGAACAUUUCAUUCAUUUUUUUUAACCAGUAAUGGCUUAUCUAUGCUGAUCAGCCCCCUACUCCCUAUCUGUGGGGUUGGGGUGUGUGGAAAGGAGAUUGGAUAGGUGCUGCAGCUAAGCUCCCUCUUAUGUGGUGGUAAAAGCAAGCCCUGCCUGUUAUGCCUUUAUGUUAGCCAGCCUAUAUUUCCUCUGUCUAUUUGGCAGCAGGUCUUCAUGAAAGAAGGUACCCUUAAGUAUAGUCUUGGAGUAUCAGCCAGGUUAUAUGACCAAACCAGACAGGAUUGCACUAUUCUAGUGCUGCCAGAAAAAGUUAUUGAUGUCCACUUAAUGCGUCCAUAGAUCAGGAUGGAACUAGCAGGGGUAGCAAGGGCCCAUUAAAGCAAAAUCUUUUUCACCAAGUUCGCUCUUCUUAGUAUAUUUGUUGUACAACAGAACAUUGUGCAAAAUACUUUAAUAAUCUCAAAUUGAAGUUGAAGAUUGUUCUACCACUGACAGAAUUAAGGUUAACAUCAUAUCCUUGCAACUAAUAGUUUUCUGUUUUCAUAUCCUUUAUGAAACUGCUGAAUAGUGUUUUUGGCAUUCUUCAUGCAUUAAAGAAUUUAGGAGUGAAUUCGAGAUAAUUAAAAAAAAAAUCUUUUUCAUCUUGAACAAUUUAAUCUAAUGAUCCAACUUCUUUGUUUGGGGAUAAUAAAAUCACAUGUCCUGAAAAAAAAGCCUGGAUCCUAGUGUUAUUCCAGCAAUUUUCUUAAGAACUACAGAUGUAGUUUCUAGAAUGUUGUUCCAUCAUUUGACAAGUUUCUGCCAAUCUUGAUCAGUCUAUAGUCUUUCUGACAAGAAACUUUUUGAUCAUGCUGGUAGCCCUAUAGGCACAUUGUUUCCAGGCUAGAAGUUAGUUAAGAUAUACAUGUUGCAACUUAGGAUUGAUCAUUUCAUUAUCAGUUAAUAUGGAUUCAUAUAUUUAUUAUGAAUAUAUAUAUAUAUUCUCACACACUUUUUAUUUUAUUUUAUUUCUCUUGUAAUGCCUCUUCACAAAGUUUUAUAUACAUUAAUAUGAUAGUUAUGGAUAAUAAUAACUGUGAGGGUUAAUAAAAAUAUGCACUGUUGCAGUUUUUCAAACAGAAAAAAAUGGCAGGUGCUUACAAUGAUAUUUGAACCCUG
Messenger RNA from Pomacea canaliculata, 4353 nucleotides. RefSeq names its product zinc finger protein 728-like. NCBI's taxonomy places the organism in Eukaryota, Metazoa, Mollusca, Gastropoda, Architaenioglossa, Ampullariidae. The coding region runs from base 1054 to 2325 and encodes 423 amino acids. Gene Ontology annotation, cellular component: nucleus. The transcript is spliced from 2 exons. The record is from RefSeq and is a predicted model, not a curated record.